Molecule: messenger RNA, 947 nt
Organism: Dendronephthya gigantea
Lineage: Eukaryota; Metazoa; Cnidaria; Anthozoa; Malacalcyonacea; Nephtheidae
Exons: 5
Coding region: 35-817 (260 amino acids)
Source: RefSeq, a predicted model, not a curated record
CUGUGUUAAAGACAAACCACUUUUCUACGAAGGGAUGUUGGUUGUUCCAGACAACACAACAGAAAAUAAAAUACCAAGUGUCGAGGGAAUGAUGGUGUACAGGAAAGACAACAAUAAAGUUUAUGUUCAAGGAGAUAAAAAAAUGAACGCAUUGGCCGAGGAAAAGAAGAUACUCAAAAUAUUGGAUAAAGAUAUUGCAAAAUUGGAGAGUAAAUUCGACAGUUUCAAUCAAACCUUGAAUAGCAAGAUACGAUUAAUGCUCUCUCGUGACAUUUCGGCUUCCACAGUCCUGAAAGGUCAACCUGGAAGUUAUCUCAAGCAAUUGAAACAAUGGUUUUCUUUCAAUAAGCUGACAUGUUGUUGGAGAACUUCACUGGAUGGCUGGGAUUCGCGUGUAUUUCAUACACGAUGCGACAAUAGAGGAAAAACAAUCACUUUGGUUAAAGUUGGGAAUUAUAUCUUUGGUGGAUACUCAACCUAUCAAUGGGGUGGGUCAAACGGCGCUUGGCGAUCAAGCUCGAGCAACUACAUUUUCUCUCUGCGCAACAAAGACAACUUGAGUCCAUUCAGAUCAGCAGUCUACAGAAACACUCAUCUCGCAAUUUACACAAACCCGACAUAUGGACCAACGUUUGGUGGCGGACAUGAUCUAUAUAUUGCAAGAAAUGCUAACAAGAACAGAAAUUCAUAUACACAUUUUGGUAACACUUACCGUCCUCCAUCUGGCUACAGUUAUGGCAACAGUAAUACCCAAGCACUAUUGGCUGGUAGUUACCAUUUCACUCCCACUGAAGUUGAAGUUUAUUAUUAUGUGUGACAUUAAUUCAGCUAAUUUUGCAUGUAAUUAGUUUAAGAAACUAAUUGUAAUCAAAGGGUUUGUAGUUUUUAGAAAUAAAAGUUCAGGGCAUUUUAAUUCUAUUCACUUCGCUGGUAUUAUUCGUUUAGAA